Durusdinium trenchii is the source of this 1486-nucleotide messenger RNA. The record is from the annotation of a GenBank genome assembly. Lineage: Eukaryota; Dinophyceae; Suessiales; Symbiodiniaceae.
GAGGACGACUUUGUAAGGUACCUUGACACCAGGUGGGAUGACCCUAUUUCUUUUUAUCGAUGGCCUCCAACCUAUUUCCUUUUCAUGGUGUUGCCGCACUUGGAUCUGGAGAGCGACAUUCCACAACAUGCGGCGACUACACACACACACCGAUGUUUGUUACGUCAGCUGUAGCCAGCAAUACUACCCCAAACAUUUUAAUACUGCAUUACACUCCAUCUCCAUUUCAAACUUUAUACAGAUUGGAGGUCCAAUCAAUAGCAUUGGCUCAUGGAGCCUGUGUCAAUCCUCCUGGCCACAGGAGCAGUUGCAAUUUAUGCUGCACACAGAGUGGAGAAGAUGUCAGAGAAGGCCAGACGUGGACCUGUCACUCUACCUGAACUCAUGGAUGCACAGCAGGUGGAUGACGCGGCCCCUGUACAGAUCUUGGCUGUGCACGUACAACACGGUCUUUUUCAACGCAAGCUCCAGCGAGAGAGCCUGAAGGUGCGAGUGAAGUACGGAGCUCCCGGCGCCUCCAUACAUUGUGACACUGCAAAAGCGAGCAUGGGUAUGGCGCCGUCGCCGACUGCAAGGUUUGUUCCCAGACUGGACCACCAGAACGACCUCAAUGCCAGCUUUGGUACAACGUGUCUUUUUCUGGGUCAACGCAAUACUUCCAAUCGGAUUAGGCUGCGACUGAUCCAGACAGGCCUUCUAGGUCGAACCCUCGCUAAAGCUGAAGUUCAUGUACCAGACCUUGGUCAGUGCUCUCCGUGGAUGGAAUUUCAUCCAGAGCUUCAAGGCACCAAGGAGUCAGAGGUUCUUGGAACCCUUUCUGUAGCUCUGGAGACGAAGGUAAUGAUGAAAGGUGAGCUUCGCCAAUUCCUCAGGCUCCUUGGGGCGAAGCAAAGGCAGCAGGGCUUCCUUUUAGACAUCUUGCCCGUUGUUGAGGGCUGUGUCGACGAGCCAGAGGAUGACGCGUCAGUGGCCCUGCCUGUAUGUUCAAAUCCACAAACUUUUGAUGUUGGAGUUUGAGGUUACGCAUAUGUUGAAGGAGGUGUGAACAGUAUUUAACUUCGUUUGCUAUUUUUCACUUGCUUGCAAAACUCUUGCUUCCUGUUUUCGCAGUUGCUUAAGCUGUACCAUCUGGUUGCUUAGCGCCUUUCAGGUGGCCCUUUAACGCUUAUGCGGGAAUAGCCGCAGCUUUUGUUGAAGAACAGUUGAAAUUCGGAAAACAGUGACUGUUACUGUAGUGUAUGGCAGUGUGUUAACGUCCUUUCUACCAGUAGCUUCUUGUUACUAGUAGUAAUGGCCUUCAACCUACUUGCGAUGGCCUCCACCUGCGUCCUUGCUAAUUAUUUAUGAGGCUUACGCCUGACAGCCUAUUUGGGUUUGGGUAUUGGGUUUGGGUAUGUGCAGGGCUGGUUCCCCGCUCUCUCUCUGUCUCUCUGUCUCUCUGUCUCUCUCCCUCUCUCUCUCUCUCUCUUUGAGACUUGGUGGGGCC